AUGGAGCCCGCCGUGUCGUUGGCCGUGUGCGCGCUGCUCUUCCUGCUCUGGAUCCGCGUGAAGGGGCUGGAGUUCGUGCUCAUCCACCAGCGCUGGGUGUUCGUGUGCCUCUUCCUGCUGCCGCUCUCGCUCAUCUUCGACAUCUACUACUACGUGCGCGCCUGGGUGGUGUUCAAGCUCAGCAGCGCGCCGCGCCUCCACGAGCAGCGCGUCCGGGACAUCCAGAAGCAGGUUCGAGAAUGGAAGGAGCAAGGCAGCAAGACCUUCAUGUGCACAGGGCGCCCUGGCUGGCUCACCGUCUCGCUUCGGGUUGGGAAGUACAAGAAGACCCACAAAAACAUUAUGAUCAACCUGAUGGACAUUCUGGAGGUGGAUACCAAGAAGCAGAUUGUCCGUGUGGAACCCUUGGUGUCUAUGGGUCAGGUGACCGCCCUGCUGACCUCCAUUGGCUGGACCCUGCCUGUAUUGCCCGAGCUCGAUGAUCUCACCGUGGGGGGCUUGAUCAUGGGCACGGGCAUCGAGUCAUCGUCCCACAAGUAUGGCCUGUUCCAGCACAUCUGCACUGCCUACGAGCUGGUCCUGGCGGAUGGCAGCUUUGUGCGAUGCACCCCGUCAGAAAACUCAGACCUGUUCUACGCUGUGCCAUGGUCGUGUGGGACCCUGGGCUUCCUGGUCGCCGCCGAGAUCCGCAUCAUUCCCGCCAAGAAGUACAUCAAGCUGCGGUUUGAGCCCGUGCGAGGCCUGGAGGAGAUCUGUGACAGGUUCAAGCACGUGUCCCAGCAGCAGGAGAACCACUUUGUGGAAGGGCUGCUCUACUCCCUGGAUGAGGCUGUCAUCAUGACGGGGGUCAUGACAGACGAGGUGGAGCUCAGCAAGCUGAAUAGCAUUGGCAAUUACUACAAGCCCUGGUUCUUCAAGCACGUGGAGAACUACCUGAAGACAAACCGAGAAGGCCUGGAGUACAUCCCCCUGAGACACUACUACCACCGGCACACGCGCAGCAUCUUCUGGGAGCUCCAGGACAUCAUCCCCUUCGGCAACAACCCCAUCUUCCGCUACCUCUUUGGAUGGAUGGUGCCUCCCAAGAUCUCCCUCCUGAAGCUGACCCAGGGCGAGACCCUACGCAAGCUGUACGAGCAGCACCACGUGGUGCAGGACAUGCUGGUGCCCAUGAAGUGCCUGAUGCAGGCCCUGCACACCUUCCACAACGACAUCCACGUCUACCCCAUCUGGCUGUGCCCAUUCAUCCUGCCCAGCCAGCCUGGCCUGGUGCACCCCAAGGGAGAUGAGACUGAGCUCUACGUGGACAUUGGAGCUUACGGGGAGCCACGCGUGAAGCACUUUGAAGCCAGGUCCUGCAUGAGGCAGUUGGAGAAGUUCGUUCGCAGCGUGCAUGGGUUCCAGAUGCUGUACGCCGACUGCUACAUGAACCGCGAGGAGUUCUGGGAGAUGUUUGACGGCUCCCUGUACCACAAGCUGCGGGAGCAGCUCAAUUGCCAGGAAGCCUUCCCCGAGGUGUAUGACAAGAUCUGCAAGGCCGCCAGGCACUGA
Messenger RNA from Pipistrellus nathusii (Nathusius's pipistrelle), 1551 nucleotides. Lineage: Eukaryota; Metazoa; Chordata; Mammalia; Chiroptera; Vespertilionidae. The record is from the annotation of a GenBank genome assembly.